Messenger RNA from Suillus clintonianus, 1726 nucleotides. RefSeq lists its product as uncharacterized. The transcript is spliced from 3 exons. The record is from RefSeq and is a predicted model, not a curated record. NCBI's taxonomy places the organism in Eukaryota, Fungi, Basidiomycota, Agaricomycetes, Boletales, Suillaceae. The coding region runs from base 53 to 1513 and encodes 486 amino acids.
GUUCCUUUUUGGGUCCUUGGAGGUGCGGUGAGCAUCCUUGACUCUAACUCUCAUGUCCAGCCCUUCCACUCCAACAAAACACAUUCCAGGUGCUUGGCCAGAACGUAUUCGCCAAACAAUCUCUUCAUCCUCCUCGAGCUCGGGUCAGACAGUCGUAAGGCAGGAAAACACCGCCUCGCCCGGGCAAAACACCCCUGAAAUGCCUACAGCGAGUACAGCGGGCGACCGUCCCCUGAGCAUUGUUGUACCAUCAUCGGCGUAUUGCCCGUUUUUCACAGAUUUUUCGCUUCCCAUCACCUCGCUUACCCUGCCAGCUUCAUACAUCGGAAAGAAAAUCAUGCCAGACUUUUCUCACGAGCAUGCAAGCUCUAGCGUACCAUCUACUCCUGGUCUUGAUGCUACACCAUCUUCAAGUCAAUUCUCAUCUGAUCCAAACACUAUUGCUUCUCCGACACCUAGUCAUUUCGCAACAAUGCCCGUCACUCCCGAAGCACAAGAUAAUCACGACAUUGCUACCAUACAUACAUCUCCUUCGAAAAUCUCUCCCUUAGUUAAACCCAAAGCAAGCAUGACGCUGAUGUUGGACCCACCGAAAUUACCAGAUACAAAUCUAUGGGUGUCUGCUGGAUCUAACUGGCUCACAGACCUGGGUGGAAACACAGAGACAGACCGCGUAUUCCGCAACACUCUCUUUGGCCCAAUUCCUCCCCUAAGCAGCCCAAUCGCCUCCAGUAUCGCAUCCCCUGCGUCCUCUUUUCCCGCCGCUCUCUUAUCGAGCAUGUCCACAUCCCUCAACAGCACUCCGAUUUCGUCUCCCUCCGCACCGUCUUCUCUUAAUUGUAUAACUUCAGUCCAUUCGCCAACUACAGCACGCCUUGCAUUGUCACCGACAGCGACAGCAGCCUUUCCCUCCAGUAUCGAUAGCUUUGAGCGAUGGCGCGAAGAUGUUACAGUCCAGACGAACAGACGGGAGAUCAUGCCAGAGACUCCUUCUGUAUAUGAUGACACUGAAUCAAGCGCAGAACACACCGAACGCACCAGUCAGCCCCCGCCUGGCUUAAACCAGAGAACGGUGAUUCCGCAUGCAAUGCAGUCACAAACAUUCUUGCAGAAGGCGAAGAAAAUCGGCGGACGCGUCAGACGUUUCGUAACGCGCAGCAAAAGAAGCAAAUGGCAUACCGCCAUCGAAGCUGGCGCUUCUGAUAUUACCACUCAUACAGGAAGCGACGACGGGAGCAUCGUGGUCAUUUCCGCACGUCCUCCGCCAUACGACACGCGGCCUUCUCUGCCCAUCCCACUGCAAAGCCCUGAGCAGCGCAGGAGAUCUAUGCCCAUGCUCUCUCCGCAUUAUGUCCUGGUUAGAGAACGCGCCUCCGCGAGCGCUGAGGGGUCUGUUGAGGUGCCUCGUACGGCGCCUCCUGCAGAUGCGAGAGGACUUACAGUCUCGAGGGUUCCUACCCGUCGUUUUUCUCUCGCAGCGUUCUCAAGUCUCGCGCCGCUCAAAAGACCAUGAGACAAAUGACUCGGCCGGUAUUUUUAUUUCAUCGUAUUCAAAGUUAGAUCCAUUGCAUGUCCAUGUUCGAAUUCCAGUCUGUUGGCGGACACUUCUUCUAGCUUGUAUCCUUUUCUUUAUUAUGGCUUUUGACCGGCAAUAGUCCGACCCCCGCCUUGGAAUAAUUUUUUUGAUUUCGUAUUGCAUACCCAAAUAGAUAGUCUGGACAUGUCC